AUGGCUUCUGCUUCAGCUUCUACUACCACUACCCCAGUUCUUCUUCGUGCACGUAACUUUCAGUGGUAUUGGAAUUCAGCGGCUGAUCCCUGGUCUUCAACAGGAGAAAAGUGGCAAAAGUAUUCUGACGUUGAAAAUGAAAUAAUUGAAGAUGCAUUAAACGGGAAAAAGAAAGACGUCGAACUCGAUGGCAACUACGUCGUUAGUCUAAAGCAUGAAGUUCAGUAUAAGAAGGAGGAUAUGAAGAGACAACGUCCAAUCAAACGGGUGCAGCAACCAUCAGAUCGAAGCAACGUUCAUCUGAGAGAGGAAAGAUUUGCAUUACCAAUCGCAUUAGCUAAGAGUACAGGUGUGUCGACGACAACAAGCCAUUCUACAGACAGCGAGUGGGAUGCAUUAGGACACCUACAAAAAUAUGGUAACCUUACUGGUGCUUAUUAUGAACUUGAAAUCAGGGACAAAAACAAAAGCCACACAGAUGUAGUCGAAGAAGCUGCCAAUGGAAUUCUGGCUGAAGGUGCAAAAAUUGGUAAAGAAAAAGAAGCACAGUGGUUAGCUCAAAGAUUACUUGAAGCGAAACAUUUUAGUGAAAACAAAAUAAUAAUACAUAAUACUGAGACAGGUCCAAAAGAAAUUGGCGAGACGUGUAUCUAUCUUUACACUAAAGAAUCGUUUUGGUAUAAACUUCUUAACUCCCUACUUCGUAAUUAUCAAACGAUCACACGAGAACAAGUGAAGACGGUGGGACCAUUCUGUUGGUUACUUGAGAGAUAUACAGUUGGAAAUAUGAACGACGUAUUAACCGUCUAUAGAGGUCUUACAGUUACCGAUGAAGAACGAAAGAAUUUCAUGAAAGGACGAGUAAAAUUCACCGCCUUCACUUCAACAAGUCGAGACCGGAGACUUGCUGAAAUCUUCGGUAACACAUUAUUGAUAUUUGAUUUGGAUGCGAAAUAUCUAUGGGAUGAUAGCAGGAAUAUUCAGUGUGCAAUGGACGUGUCAGCUAUUUCUGAUUUUCCUAAUGAAGAAGAGUUUACAAUAAUUCCUGGCCAGUGCUUUGAUGUUGUUCGUCAUGAAUUUGACGAUAACACGAAGAAAUAUAUUAUUUAUCUUAAAGUAACCAACUACGCUGUAUGA
Molecule: messenger RNA, 1137 nt
Organism: Didymodactylos carnosus
Lineage: Eukaryota; Metazoa; Rotifera; Eurotatoria; Philodinida; Philodinidae
Source: the annotation of a GenBank genome assembly